CAAAGCACAUAAAUUCAACAACUACUUACAAUGGUUUCCUACAUUACUGUGGCUCUAUUCAUUGCCACAUCGGUAAUACACCUAGCAUUGGCCGAAUAUGAUACGCAUGAAGUAUAUGAUUUUUCGAAUUUUGAAUAUCCUAUAGACAAUAAUACUGUAAAGGUUUAUGUGACAGUGUUAAAUUCUAGCAAAUCUAUUGAGAUAUUAUGCCCAAAGGAACGUAACGGUCUCCGUUUCAAUUUACUUCCUAAUACUCGUGAGACUAUUGCGACUAAUGACAUAUAUGUCUAUGCCACAGUAAAUGGAGUUUAUCGUAAGAUUAACAUAAAUCAAAUAUUUGUGCCUGAUGAAUCAUCUGAUAGCGGAUUACCGGAUUACAGGCUGAAUAAGGCUCGGUUGUUACUCGCUAAUGACGGUCAUACAUUGUUUAGAAGGCCAGGUUUUGAUAGCAUUGAUGUUCACUGUACUGCUGGUAUAUUUAUCAAUAGUGUAGCAGCGUCUUUACCUGGUUGUUUGGACAAUGAGCAACUUAAUCGCAGUGGAGCAUACACGUGUCCUUGUUAUGGUUGUGGUAAGGCAUCCGGGCCAUUAUUGGGUGUUGUCAAAAUAAUGUUGACAUCUGUUCCGGAAGUGAUGCAUGGCUGUGGAAGUAAGCGUGUACCAAUUUUACUACACGAGCAACCUAGCUCUCAUGAAUGUUCAUAUGAUUUGUUGGACACUGAUCGUAUUGGUUUCUAUUGUAAAGGCCGCGUAGAUCCUCCGGAUUGUCCUCGUGUGAUGUUCAAUGCUUUAAAUGAUCAAUUGAUGGAUGUUCCUUUUGAGGGUAACUUAAAUUGGCAGAUGUACGGUGAUGGCCUUUUACUAUCUAUUAGCUAUGACCAAAGUUGCAACGCUAAAACUUUUAAGGGGUAUUGCAAAUGCAUCAGCGAGGAAACAGGGGCUACGAAUGCCGUCAUAAAUUUGCGGCGACAAGAUGAGUAUGUUUGCGAUUUGGGGUCACUACUGAUGCGCCAUUUGAGCAACAACAUUUUAGGUCCAUGGUGCGACGUUAAGUUAUAUCCUGGGAGAAAGCUCAGCAUAAUAUUACCUUCUCUUAAUGAGAGUAAUGUUUACACUAACCCUGUGACAAAGGUUGCGCAUAAAGUCGUAGUAAAAUCGGCGUUGUGGAUGCCACUUAUCUCAUCCAAUAAUGGUUUAGUUCGCAGUAUAUUUAACAAUGCGGUUACAUAUAAGCAAGUUUCUAUUGAGCCCUUUUUUAACAAUGGUAUUCUUGAAUUAGAGUCUGGAUAUGAUCCAUUAGGCGUUUUGAUAAUAAAGCACUUGAACAAUGAAACUCGUUUGAAGAUGGGUUUUGAUUCGUUUUACUAUCGCAAUCUAAUGAAGAUAGGCAUAGAAAAUGGGAAGCCUAUGGACAUUUUGGCUAACAUUAAAAUAACAUUACAGCAAUUGAACGGCUAUAAAUGGCUUGACGAAGACCUUCACCAUUACAUGGAGGAUAAACCAAUUGCUUCUGGCAGGAAUCCGUGGAUUCUUCGCCACAGUUUUUCUCCUUUCAUAAAAGCAUUCUAUGCUGGUGAUAUUGAUGUGACUACUGUUCGUUGCAAUUCCACUGAGGCGUUGGUCCCCUCUGGUUGCAACAAGAAAGCAUUCGAUGCUAACCGAACUAUGGUUAUUCCAUUCCCCGAAGGAGUUUCCCAACGCAUGAGGGAUCCAAGAGGUAACAGUACUCAGAUAGUAGUUGCCGAUAGAGCAUCUCCCUUAAGUUUGUCUUGUAGUUGUCUGAAUUCUGAUGGUAUAGAAUCCUCUCGUUUUGAAGUUCACAAGUUACGUCGGCUCGAUGUAGCCAAUCCAUUCUUGAAUGGUGCGCCAAAUCGGAUAGUAAUGCUACCUCACGUAGAGAUGAUAAGUAACGGCGUUGCUAGCAUGAGAUACGGCAUUGAUCGAAUACCGAUGAUAGAUUCGCUUGAGGCUAAGCAUGAAUUUAGAUUAGCGUUGGGUGACGAAUUGUAUCUAAGGUGUCAACCUCCUGUUGACUAUAAAUAUAGGCAGCGAAUCACUGUAGCCAGUGCUGACAAGCCCUUCUUUUCAGAAGCAUACAAGACUAUUUUAAUCCACGAUGAAAGCACUGAGAAAGAGUAUACCAUGUUAAAUGAUGACCCAUCUAUGUCUCAAGGGGUGUGGUUUCCUGCGAAUGAUAAGUCAUUUUUCAGUGUAGUGACGAAAGGCUCGGAUAGGUAUUUUAAAAACAGGGCUAUAGAAUCUACCAUGGCCAUAUCUGGUGGUUUUGAAAUUGCCACUCACGAGAAGUCUACGGCUGACAUGAUCAGCCGGUCAAUUUUCAACAUCAAGUACCCCAAAAGCUCGAUUGUGAUAUCAAAAUUAGGUGAAAGCGAAAUCACAUUUAAUUUCAUAUGCGGUAAAGUAUCACCUGGUUUAGAUAAUGCUGAUAAGGUAGAGAAAUAUUCCGGUCGUUUUAGGUAUACAAAUCCUAUUCAUCGUGAAGAUAGGUUGAUGGAGAUUUGGGGUUUAAUAAAGAUUACAAUUCCGACUACUGACCCCUAUGUUCAUGGUUGUGGUAUACCGGGUGAUCAUGACAAGUUAUUCCUUCCGGAUACGGAUAUUCUAAGAGAUAGGGCGGGCAAAAUUAUUGGUUGUUCAGUCAAUAUGAAACGGGCCGGUAGAGCGGGAUUUUAUUGCCCACUUCCAUAUAGGACUGACCCUCCUGAUUGUAGACCAAUGCAUAUGCCCACUAGUAGAUGCGUUGGCAGCGAUUCAUCUGCUUUGAAGGUGUCAAAAAGCCCUCAUCUAUUUCUAUUCACCCGGACUCCGCGCAUGGAGUUUCCUUUCAACCUACUUCGGUUGCGCCCGUCAACUUUUGAAUGUCACUGUAGCACUAUUACAGGUGUACGUAUUUCCACUAUUAGGUUAACAAGAAUCUGAACUUGUUUUUAUUCAAUAUGAACGAUCAGC
Messenger RNA from Babesia bovis T2Bo, 2970 nucleotides. RefSeq lists its product as uncharacterized. The record is from RefSeq and is a predicted model, not a curated record. Bases 31 to 2940 code for a protein of 969 amino acids. Lineage: Eukaryota; Apicomplexa; Aconoidasida; Piroplasmida; Babesiidae. The transcript has a single exon.